CUGGAAGGCAGAGCGGAAGAACUGGGGCGGCUGGAUUUCUACGACAAGACGGGGCGCAACUGGCGCAAGCAGCUUGGUUCGCUCGGCUCGGGCAACCACUUCAUCGAGAUUGUGCUCGACGAAGAGGAUGGCGUCUGGGCGUUCCUGCACUCCGGUUCUCGCGGCGUCGGCAACCGCCUGGCAACGCAUCACAUCAGGGUAGCGAAGGGGAUUAUGGAGCGCGAUGGCGUCGAGCUGCCGGAUGCCGACCUCGCCUACCUGCAGGAAGGCACGCCUGAAUUCGACGACUACAUAACGGACCUGGAGUGGGCGCAGGAGUUCGCGCUGCUGAACCGUGAGGAGAUGAUGGAGCGCGUCAUCAAGCUGCUGCAGUAUCGCUGCGGCGACUUCGAGGUUGUCGAGCGUAUCCAGUGCCACCACAACUUCACGCAGCGCGAGAAUCACUUCGGCGAGGACAUACUGGUCUACGUGGUGCGCGGGAAGGGCAACGCGCAGGCGUUCAACACCGCGCCGCACGGAGCGGGUCGCCGCAUGAGCCGCCGCAAGGCGCGUGACUCCUUCACGAUGGACGACUUCGACCGCCUGAUGACGGGCAUCGAGGUCAACCGCUCCGAGGCGUUCCUCGACGAGCUACCGGGCGCGUACAAGGACAUCGACCUCGUGAUGGAGCAGUCGAAGGACCUCGUCGAAGUCAUCCACACCUUCCGCCAGAUUGUGAACGUGAAGGGGGCGUAA
Molecule: messenger RNA, 735 nt
Organism: Geodia barretti
Lineage: Eukaryota; Metazoa; Porifera; Demospongiae; Tetractinellida; Geodiidae
Source: the annotation of a GenBank genome assembly